AUGGAAUGUGAUAAUUUAGAAGAGUGUCAGUCAUGUCAAAAGUUAGACUUUGAAUGUAGAAAAAAUAUUGAAGCUAAGGAAAGAAUAGAGAUAAUUCAUUCUAAAAUUUUAGAUGAAGAAAUACCAAAAAUAGAUAUGGAAUUUGUAAGUGAAGAAGAAGCAUAUAAUUUUUACAAUUCCUAUGCUUUUAAGGAUGGAUUUAGUAUUCGUAGAAGUAAAGGACAAAAAGAUCAAGAUGGUAGAAUGAUAGAUAGAAUGUUUUGUUGUUCUUGUGAAGGAUACCGCAGAAGAGACAGACGAAAUAUGAAUGUAAAGUAUCAUAGAGCUGAGACGAGAUUUGGGUGUUUAGCGAGAAUGAAAGUUACUUCUCGUCAAACUGAUAAUUAUUGUGUAAUUGAGUUUGUUGUAGAAGAUACUCAUGUAACAUCGAGUCCUAAUAAGAGUCAUUUGCAUAGAUCACAUAGAAGAGUGACUGCUGCUCAGGUAGCUAAAAUCGAUAUGGCUGACUGUUCAAGGAUUGCUCCAAAAGAAAGUUGUGAAUUAAUGGCAAGGAGAGUCGGUGGACGAGAAAAUCUUGGUAUGAUUGGACUUGAUUAUAAGAAUUAUUUACGGACUAAACGGAUGAUCCAAAUGAGACUAGGAGAAGCAGGUGGUGUUUUAGAAUACCUUCAGCGCAUGCAAUCAAAAGAUCCAAACUUUUUUUAUGCUAUACAAGUUGAUGUAGAUGAUUUAAUAACCAAUAUUUUUUGGGCGGAUGCUGCUAUGAUAACAUCGUACUUUCAUUUUGGUGAUGUUAUUAGUUUUGAUACUACAUAUCGAAAAAACCAAGAAGGAAGACCUUUUGCUAUGUUUCUUGGAGUAAAUAAUCAUAAACAAACAACUGUUUUUGGGACUGCACUCUUAUAUGAUGAAACUGCUGAAAUAUUUAUGUGGUUAUAUGAUACUUUUGCCACAACAAUGUCUGGGAAGAAGCCAAAGACAAUUCUUACUGAUCAAGAUGCUGCUAUGGCUAAAGCACUAUCUUCUCAAUGGCCAUAA
This is a messenger RNA of Humulus lupulus (European hop), 1038 nucleotides long. RefSeq names its product protein FAR1-RELATED SEQUENCE 5-like. Bases 1 to 1038 code for a protein of 345 amino acids. The record is from RefSeq and is a predicted model, not a curated record. Lineage: Eukaryota; Viridiplantae; Streptophyta; Magnoliopsida; Rosales; Cannabaceae. The transcript has a single exon.